CCCGGAAGUGGCGCCGCUGCGGAGGCGCCGGGCGGGAUGGGGGAGUCGAUCCCGCUGGGUGCGCCCGUGCCGGUGGAGCAGGCCGUGCUGGAGACCUUUUUCUCCCACCUGGGCAUCUUCUCCUACGACAAGGCCAAGGACAACGUGGAGAAGGAGCGGGAGGCCAACAAGAGCGCGGGGUCCAGCUGGCUGGCGCUGCUGGCCGGGCUGGCGCACCUGGCGGCGGCCGAGAAGGCCUAUCACAGCAUGACCUUCCUGGGACAGAAGCUAGGUGGUCAGUCAUUCUUCAGCCGAAAGGACUCCAUCCGAACCAUCUACACAUCUCUGCAUAAUGAGCUGAAGAAGGUGGUGGCGACGGGUCACAAUGCACUAGGAGGAACAGCUCCUCACUUGGAAGAGCUGCUUUCUCACCUGUCUGAACAGCUCUGUUUUUUUGUUCAGGCUCGGAUGGAAAUUGCUGACUUCUAUGAAAAAAUGUACACGCUCAGCACCCAAAAGUUCAUUAACUCUGAGGAACUGGUAAACAUUUUGGAAUCCAUCUUAAAGAAAUACAGCUCAAGAUUUCAUCAUCCAAUCCUCAGUCCUCUUGAAAGCAGUUUCCAGCUGGAAGUAGAUGUGCUUGCUCAUCUCUUAAAGGCUCAGACUCAGAUCUCAGAGUGGAAGUUCCUUCCGUCCCUGGUCAACUUGCACAGUGCUCACACAAAACUACAGACUUGGGGUCAAAUUUUUGAGAAACAACGAGAGACCAAGAAGCACCUGUUUGGAGGGCAGUCUCAGAAGGCUGUACAACCUCCACACCUCUUCCUCUGGCUGAUGAAGCUCAAAAACAUUCUCCUUGCCAAGUUUAGCUUUUACUUUCAUGAGGCCCUUAGUCGACAGACAACAGCAUCUGAAAUGAAAACUUUGACUGCUAAAACAAAUCCUGAUUACUUUGGGAAAAUUUCCAGCUUCAUCCGGAAGUAUGAUGCCAUCAAUGUUUCCUUAAUUUUUGACAAUCGUGGAUCGGAGAGUUUCCAGGGACAUGGUUAUCACCAUCCCCAUUCAUACAGGGAAGCCCCCAAAGGAGUGGAUCAGUACCCUGCGGUGGUGUCUCUGCCCAGUGACAGGCCUGUCAUGCACUGGCCCAAUGUGAUCAUGAUUAUGACUGAUAGAACCUCUGACCUCAACAGCUUGGAGAAGGUUGUUCACUUCUAUGAUGACAAAGUCCAAAGCACGUACUUUCUGACGCGCCCUGAACCUCACUUUACCAUUGUAGUUAUUUUUGAAUCCAAGAAGUCGGAAAGGGACUAUCAUUUUAUUUCUUUUCUCAAUGAAAUUUCACAUUCUCUUAAGAACUCCAAAGCUUUUGCGAGCUUGAAGCCUGGAUCCAAAGGGUGAAAUACAGACUGUUUACAAGUUGUCAAGGCAGUAUGUCAGCCUUGAGGGAGCUGUAGCUUUCAAGAGUUACAUAAAUUUGUGAUUCUCAGAGUCUAAUUGAAAAGGAACUUUUUUUUUAAUGUUAUAAGUUCCUUUCUUUUAAGCUAGCAGACACUUGAAAAGUAUUUUUGGGCAGUACUCAGUGGGGCAAUUUAAUUGUGGGGUGCUAAAUAGCCACAGUGGGAUUUUUUUGGUGUGGUUUUCAGUAUUCAGUAUGAUUUAUUUUUUCAGUCCAACAAUUUUGUUGCCUGUAUCAGAAAGGAAUAUAUGCACUUUAUCUUAGUCUGAUCACUGACUGUCUUCUACAGAGUUUAUUGAAAAUGUCGUAAGGAUGUAUCUUUUCAGAAAACUGCAUUGCCUGACAGGAAUGAUUUCUGGGAACUAAAUGCUGAUGCAAGGGAAUAUUAGAAAAAGUGAACCUGCAAGGAUACAUUUUAAAUAAAAAUAUGAGAAUCAGGAAAA
Manacus vitellinus (golden-collared manakin) is the source of this 1878-nucleotide messenger RNA. It is a transcript of the gene KICS2, whose product is annotated as chromosome unknown C12orf66 homolog. Gene Ontology annotation, cellular component: KICSTOR complex. Lineage: Eukaryota; Metazoa; Chordata; Aves; Passeriformes; Pipridae. Bases 37 to 1377 code for a protein of 446 amino acids. The transcript has 3 exons. The record is from RefSeq and is a predicted model, not a curated record. Gene Ontology annotation, biological process: negative regulation of TORC1 signaling; cellular response to amino acid starvation; protein localization to lysosome.